UGUGCGCUUGCGCAAUAACGAAAAGUGUGGUAGAAGGGAUAAAAAUACAGUUCGGGUUAGUCUUCAGUGUUACCAACACAACGUUAAAAAAUUUCCCAAGUGCUUGCUUCUAACUUUGCUUCAAAAUAUAUUUGUUGACAUUCAGCUCUGUUGACUUUUAUUCGAGGUUAAUUCUUUUCAUUGUUGAAUUUAACAAAUUCAUGUGGUUUCGGAGUUCAAUAGUACAAUUUUUUUAGGUUCAUUUAUAUUAGUGUCAUAUUUUUUCAAUACAAAUUAAUAAUUUUGUAGUGAUUUGUCGGUAAAAAUUAAAAAUAACAAUUAUACUAAUUAAUUACAAAAAUGGGUGUUCACAUUGAGGAAAAUGAAAAUUACAAUGAUCAGAAUGUUAUUCGAGCACAUACUAAUUUAUUAAAAAAUAUAGCUAAACUUGAUAAGGAUCUAAUCAGAGUUAAUAAACCAUUAAAAAGCGAACCAACUUUAGAAAUUUCUGAAUUUCAUCUCAACAAAAAUUCUAGCUCAGGUAGAGAUACUAUCAAAGUCACAGAGCUAGUAAAAAAGUUAAGUGGAAGUCAACCCCAAAAAAUAAUUAAUUCUGCCAAGUAUUCACGGGCUAUACCGAAACCAGCAGAAAAAGUAACUGCCGAUAAGCUAAAACGUCAAAUUGGUUUCCAAAAUACCCAAAAUGAGUUUGAAAAAUGGACAGGAAUAAUAAAUAACAAUAGAAUAUCAGAAAACCUAGUAUUUCCUAUGCAACAACCUGUCAUAAAACAAGAUGCAACUGUUGAGUUUAUCGAAAGAUGCAAGGUUAAAUCAGAACUUGAAAAUGAAAUUGAAAAGCUAGAACCGAAAAAAUUUAUUGAGCCCAAAGAUACGACCAAUGAGUUUCCACUGACGUUAGAAGAGAUGUUGGAAAAAACUAGGGAAGCAGCUAAAUUACGUGCACAACAAAGUUAUGUAGCAGCAAAAAAUUAUAAACAGAAAAAAGUUAAGAGUAAAACAUUUCAUAAAUAUAUGAAACGAAAACAACUGAAACAACAAUUAAAAGAUUUUGAAGAAUUACAAAAAACUGAUCCUAAAGCUGCUCUAGAAAAAUUGGAGCAAUUAGAUCGAGUUAGGGCAUUAGAAAGAAUGUCAUUGAAGCAUAAAAACACUGGUACAUGGGCUAAAAAUAAACAAAUACGAGCGAAACAUGAUAAGCAAAGUCGUCAAGAAUUAGCUCAACAACUUUCAAUUGGUCGUAGUUUAACCGAAAAGCGUUAUAGUGAUGAUAUCAGUGAUUCUGAAAAUCAAGAGGUAACAAGACCAGUACAGUCUACAUCAUCUGAAGCAAAUCCUUGGAUGAAUGAUAAAACUGAAGAGAGUAUAGAUGAAUUUAUCAGUAAAUGUCGCAAAUACUAUGAUGAAAAAAAUAAAUCUGCUAAAAUUUCAAAAUCAGAUGAUGCUACAAUUACUGACUGCUUGAAUAGUUUUUCAUCUAAUUCGAAUAAAAUUGUUGAAAAUGAUGAAACAUAUAAGAAUGAAGAAAAUUAUAAAUUAUUUAAAAAUAAAAUAAAGUCAACACCAAAAUUAAAUUCAAAUAAAAAAUCAAAAAUAACUAAUAAGCACGUGGGUACAACUAAAUGGUCAGUAGAGCCGGUUACAAUUCAUAAUACUCAAGAAUCAUUACCAGGUGCUGUUUUAUCUGUUACAUCAAUCGAUCAACUAUUCGACAAAGUCAGAGAUAAGGUCAAUGCUAAAAAAAAUGAAAAAAAACAGAAACACAUUAUUACCAAAAAGAAAGAAAAAAAUGAUGCACCAAUAGACAUUCAAGAAGUUGAAAAUGAACAGCCAGUAAUGAAUGACAAAAUAAUUAAUUUUGAAGUGAAUAAAUCUUUCAAUGGAGUAACAGUUGAUAAUGAUAUUGAUACAGAAGAUGAGCGCCCGAUAUUGAAAUCUAAUGAAGUAAAAUCGACUUUGAACAAAAAAAGUCGUAUUGAAAUUGAUCCAAAAAAUUAUAUUAAUACUAAAUCCAAAUGUAUAAGCGUUGACUUCACUGAAUAUAAAAAUGAUGAUGAUGAUGACAAUGAAAUCUUCAAUAAUAGCAACAGUGAAGGUGAAGAAAUUGAUCAAGCAGGAAUUAUCAGUGAAGCUUUUGCAGAUGAUGAUGUUGUAGAUGAAUUCGCAGAAGAAAAGCAAUCAAAGACUGAACAAUCGCAAACGAAGAAUUUAAUUGAAUCUUUCCCUGGUUGGGGAAGCUGGACAGGCGUGAAUAUAAAAACUAUUAAAACUAAAAAACGGCGCUUCAUCGUUAAAUCUCCGGUGACCCUGAAGCAGAAGAAUAAUAACAAGGAUAUUAUCAUCAGUGAAAAUGACGAAAAUAAACUAAAAACACAUCAAGUUGGCGAUAUUCCACAUCCAUUUAACAGUAUAACAGAGUUUGAAGCAAGCAUUAGAGCACCUUGCGGUCGAAAUUUUGUUCCUGAAAAUGCGCAUAGACGACUUACUCAACCUUCAGUCGUUACUAAAUUAGGAAAAAUAAUUGAUCCUAUAGAUCAUGAAGUUCUUUUGAAGAGAAAAAAAAUAAAAUUAUUAUAGAAGUAUAAAAUAUUAUUGUAUGCUAACAAUAUUAAUAAAAAUGUUCAUUAAAACAUA
Molecule: messenger RNA, 2631 nt
Organism: Chelonus insularis
Lineage: Eukaryota; Metazoa; Arthropoda; Insecta; Hymenoptera; Braconidae
Product: U3 small nucleolar RNA-associated protein 14 homolog A
Exons: 6
Coding region: 340-2574 (744 amino acids)
Biological process (GO): rRNA processing
Cellular component (GO): small-subunit processome; nucleolus
Source: RefSeq, a predicted model, not a curated record